UUUGCCUCCUCCCCGAAUCGAUCGUGUAUUCGUGCGUGGCUGCGUGUCGUGGGGACUUGAUUAGUUGAUUAGCCGUCGCCGUUUGUUCGCGCGAGAGAAGAAAAAAAAAGCGGCAGUUUGUUCUGCCGGCGUACGUGUACGUGGAUCGAUGGCGUUGGAGGCCGUCGUGUUCCCGCAGGGCCAUUUCGGCUACGGCUGCGGCAGGGACUCGCCGGCAUACGGGAUGCCGUGGUGCGACGUUCUGGGCGGCGGCGGCGGCGGCGGCUUUGGUGAGUUCUGCGGCGUCGACGAGUGGGAUGACCAGCUGCGUGUCGCCUCGGUGGAUGAGUGGGACGUGGUGUCCAAGGAUCACUCGGAUGCUUCCACGGAGGGCAAGGCGCCGGCGCCGGCUCCCGAGCGGGCUGCGCCGGUGGCCGCCGGGAGGAGGAAACGGAGGCGGACGAAGGUCAUCAAGAACAAGGAGGAGAUCGAGUGCCAGCGGAUGACCCACAUUGCCGUCGAGCGCAACCGCCGCCGCCAGAUGAACGAGUACCUCGCCGUGCUCCGCUCCCUCAUGCCGCCGUCCUACGCUCAGAGGGGUGAUCAAGCAUCGAUUGUUGGAGGAGCAAUCAACUACGUGAAGGAGCUCGAGCAGCUCCUGCAGUCGCUGGAAGUCCAAAAGAGCCUCAAGAACCGUACCGCCGGGAUGGACGCCGGCGAGGACUCCCCUUUCUCCGGCUUCUUCAGCUUCCCACAGUACUGCACCUCGUCUCGCAGUGGCUGCAGCUCCGCCAGCGCCGGGAGCUCCGGCAAUGCAAGCAGCGUCGUCAUGGACGACACGGCAGGCUCCGCGGAGAGAGUCCGGCCGGCGGCCAUCGCCGACAUCGAGGUGACCAUGGUGGAAGGGCACGCGAGCCUCAAGGUGCUGGCGCGGCGGCGGCCUAAGCAGCUGCUGAAACUGGUCGUCGGCCUGCAGCAGCUGCGCAUCCCGCCGCUGCAUCUCAACGUGACCACCGUCGACGCCAUGGUCCUCUACUCCUUCAGCCUCAAGGUGGAGGAUGACUCCAAGCUGGGCUCUGUGGAGGACAUUGCCACCGCUGUGCAUGAGAUCCUGGGCAGCAUCCAGCAGCAGGAGGCCGUCCUCCCCAUCAGCUGACGCCGCGAUGGAGACGACACCGGAGACGGCCAUGUGAACCCCUGGUGCCCUGCCCGUCCUGGAAAUUGCAAGCAUGGCGCCUGGAUAGCUUGUUUAGCUUGUAACGUGUGAAUGUGAUGAUUUGUACCCUAGCCAACAGAGUGCUGCAUUCAUGCAGCAUCUCACGGCGACCUUAAUGAGAAAUUUAUAGCAACAUUUUGAACGCUUGUAAA
Messenger RNA from Oryza brachyantha (malo sina), 1347 nucleotides. Its product is annotated as transcription factor bHLH96. Gene Ontology annotation, biological process: regulation of transcription by RNA polymerase II. The transcript has 3 exons. The coding region runs from base 149 to 1135 and encodes 328 amino acids. Lineage: Eukaryota; Viridiplantae; Streptophyta; Magnoliopsida; Poales; Poaceae. The record is from RefSeq and is a predicted model, not a curated record. Gene Ontology annotation, molecular function: protein dimerization activity; DNA-binding transcription factor activity, RNA polymerase II-specific; RNA polymerase II cis-regulatory region sequence-specific DNA binding.